CGAUCGGCGGCGGCGGCGGCGGCGGCGGCAGCGCUGCGGGAGCUCCGGCGGCCGCGAUCCUAAUGGCUGCGCGCGGGCCGCGGUGAGCGCCGGCGGAGAGCGACGGGCGUGGGGCCGCGGAGAGCGAGAGCGAGCGCGGCCGGACCCCGGCCAGGCCCGGCCUGACCGGCCGAACCCGCGAUGCGCCCCGGGGCCGCCCCCUGGCGCAGCUGACGCCGCGGCCCGCGGAGACCCCGGCUGGCCGGCCCCGAGGAGCGGCCGCCCCGGCCCAGGCCGCGAUGGCGGGGAAAGCGGCCGCCCCGGGCACCGCGGUGCUGCUGGUCACGGCCAACGUGGGCUCGCUCUUCGACGACCCAGAAAACCUCCAGAAGAACUGGCUUCGGGAAUUUUAUCAGGUCGUCCACACCCACAGGCCGCACUUCCUGGCCCUGCACUGCCAGGAGUUCGGAGGGAAGAACUACGAGGCCUCCAUGUCGCACGUGGACAAGUUCGUCAAAGAACUGCUCUCCAGUGAUGCGAUGAAGGAGUAUAACAGGGCCCGCGUCUACCUGGAUGAAAACUACAAGUCGCAGGAGCAUUUCACGGCACUAGGGAGCUUCUACUUUCUUCACGAAUCCUUAAAGAGCAUCUACCAAUUUGACUUUAAAGGCAAGAAGUACAAGAAAGUCGCGGGGAAGGAGAUCUACUCGGACACGCUGGAGAGCACGCCCAUGCUGGAGAAGGAAAAGUUCCCGCAGGACUACUUCCCCGAGUGCAAGUGGUCAAGGAAAGGCUUCAUCCGGACGAGGUGGUGCAUUGCGGACUGCGCCUUUGACUUGGUGAACAUCCAUCUUUUCCACGACGCUUCCAACCUGGUGGCCUGGGAGACCAGCCCGUCGGUGUACUCGGGGAUCCGGCACAAGGCCCUGGGCUACGUGCUCGACAGGAUCACUGACCAGCGCUUCGAGAGGGCGUCCUACUUUGUCUUCGGCGACUUCAACUUCCGACUGGACUCCAAGGCCGUGGUGGAGACCCUCUGCACGAAGGCUACCAUGCAGACCGUGCGGGCCGCCGACACCAACGAGGUCGUGAAGCUGAUAUUCCGUGAGUCCGACAAUGACCGGAAGGUGAUGCUCCAGCUCGAGAAGAAGCUCUUUGACUACUUCAACCAGGAGGUUUUCCGGGACAACAACGGCACUGCGCUCUUAGAAUUUGACAAAGAGCUGUCUGUCUUUAAGGACAGACUGUAUGAACUGGACAUCUCAUUCCCUCCCAGCUACCCGUACAGCGAGGACUCCAGCCAGGGCCGGCAGUACAUGAACACCCGGUGUCCCGCCUGGUGUGACCGCGUCCUCAUGUCCCUGUCCGCCAAGGAGCUGAUUCUGAGGUCGGAGAGCGAGGAGAAGGCCGCCACUUACGACCACAUCGGGCCCAGCGUCUGCAUGGGGGACCACAAGCCCGUGUUCCUGGCCUUCCGCGUGGCGCCCGGGGCAGGUAAACCUCACGCCCAUGUGCACAAGUGUUGUGUGGUGCAGUGACGUGGUGGGAAGCGAUGCCCGCGCCGCGAGGGGACCCCCGGCGAGCCCUCCCUGCAGCUCGAGGAGCAGACGGACGGACGGACACGGACGCCGCAGCCCAUCGAAACCCGCCCAAGCGCCACCUGCUAGACGGCCGGCCCCACCCUUCGCUUCAGCCUCCGGACGGCCGCUCCGGAAAGCCUCUCAUACCUCACUGUCACUGUCGUGUCUGUUCGUGUGACAUCAAGUAGAAAUAUUGGGUUUUUUAAAACGAGUCACGGUCCUGUUGCCAAAACUCUAAUAGACAGCGAAGAGAUCCUGUAUUUUAGACUCCACAGUUUUCGAUUUUUAAUCACUGUCAGCGUGGAGGAGCUUCUCCAGCAAGGAAACCCCACGGGGUCGGUGUCCCCUCCGGCAACCGAGGGGGCGGGCGGGGCUCUGCUGGGGGGCACGGCCUCGCUUUCACUUCCGAUGGCCCCCCUUCCCUGUUAGUCACUCUACUGCCAUGUUACAUGGUUUUUGAAUCACACUGCAGCUGCUUCCCAUUUUUAUAUAUAUAAAUAUAUAUAAAUAUAUACUUUUUAAAAAUAAUUUAUAAACCUUACCAAAACUUACGCUAAAUAUACUUUCCAGUAUGAAGGCUUUGUCAUAUCAGCAGGUAGAAUCGGAGUCUAGGAGUUCGGUCACGUGUAGGUCAACACGCGAGGCUCUAAAAAACAAGGGAAAUGACCGAGCCGAACCAUCACGGGUCACAGCGGCAACGGCACAUCUGCACUGGCAGUCGGAGACUCCUAGGCACCUUUCUGUGUGAUAUUCAGAACUGAAUGUGAAGUUUAUAGCUAGCGCGGGUGUACCUUUUAAGAAUUUUGUAAACCGUUUUGUCUGUCUUUUGUUACUGUCCUAUGGUGCCAAGUAUUCUACAUAAAACAAUGAUAUCAUGGGAGAAAUAAAAAUAGCCUAGUCUGCUUCUGAUAGAAACUGCUUUACCUGGGCUGUGCGUAAACACAUUCAGAGAAACCAAACUGUGCACGUCCUCUGGCUGCUCAGCCUCAGACGGCCUGUGUCGUCACCCUGCUGCAAGUACUUGCGCCUGGCUCCCGGUGCGGCAGCGAGAGGCGACCCCCAGGGCCCGCGGAUGAAACACAAGCGUACGUUUUAUUGAUCUGCUUUAGAACACUACAGAACUCCGGGCUGGGGGAAGGCGCUGGGGAGAAGCUUGUUUUUAGAUAAAUCACUACUGUUGCAAGCGACCUGGUGUCCGCUUGCCGAACCUGUGUCCUUGAUGAUACGGUCGGGGUCUGUGUCAUGCUGUGGUCACUCUGCUCUGUCCACGGGCCGCACGGCCGUUCUGCCCCCACGGUGAUUCUGUGUAGCGGGGUUUCAGCGGUUGGUCACUGUGCAGGCCUUUGGAAAUGACCGCUCCGGUUCCUAAGCAAUAAAAUUGACCGUGGUGAAAAA
Sus scrofa (pig) is the source of this 2954-nucleotide messenger RNA. It is a transcript of the gene INPP5A, whose product is annotated as inositol polyphosphate-5-phosphatase A. NCBI's taxonomy places the organism in Eukaryota, Metazoa, Chordata, Mammalia, Artiodactyla, Suidae. Gene Ontology annotation, molecular function: inositol-polyphosphate 5-phosphatase activity. The record is from RefSeq and is a predicted model, not a curated record. Gene Ontology annotation, biological process: phosphatidylinositol dephosphorylation.